This is a messenger RNA of Haemorhous mexicanus (house finch), 3329 nucleotides long. RefSeq names its product protein-arginine deiminase type-2-like. The record is from RefSeq and is a predicted model, not a curated record. Gene Ontology annotation, cellular component: cytoplasm. Bases 1367 to 3295 code for a protein of 642 amino acids. The transcript has 16 exons. Gene Ontology annotation, molecular function: protein-arginine deiminase activity; calcium ion binding. NCBI's taxonomy places the organism in Eukaryota, Metazoa, Chordata, Aves, Passeriformes, Fringillidae.
CAUUUUCCCUCCUACAAAUCCCGGCUCCUCGUUUCUCCUCCUCUUUCCCAAACCCCAGAGCUGCUGGGCAGCCAGAUCCACACCCAUGUCCAUGGUGAGAGGGACCCCCACAAAACCUCCUUUCCUCCUCCUCCUCCUCCACCUUUCUGCCCACCUUUCAACCCUGUUUUUCCCUCCAGGAAUCCCUGCUCCUCGUUUUUCCUUUUGCAAAUCCCUGCUCCUCAUUUUCCCUUCUGAGAAUCCCUGCUCCUCAUUUUCCCUCCUACAAAUCCCUGCUCUUCGUUUUUCCUUCUGCUUUCCCAAACCCCACAGCCCCAGCACCGUUUUGAUGCAAUCUGUGGGCAAAACCCUCUCUGGGCUUUGCAGAGCUGCACAAAUCCCUGGAAAGCCUUGAACACCCUUGUAUUUACCCCAGCCCAGGGUGGGUCUGACCCGCUGGGCUCAGCAGAUCCAGGGGCACCUCAGGGAGGUGAGGAGAGCAGAGGGAUGAGCAGGAGCCUGGGGAGGGACUGCAAAGUAAGGGAAGAACACAAAACCUCUUGACCAAAACCUUGGGAAAGUGGGAAAUCCCCACCGCGCCAACCCCGCUUCCCUAAACAAACUCAACACUGAACCUUGGAAUAAUCAUUCCCCCCAAGGGAAAAAGAAGGUGAAAAGCUCAUUCCAGGCUCGAUUCUGGUCGGUGGUGCUGUUGCAAAUCCCAGCCUCAAUAUUCAAGCCAAGCAGCGCAGCUCCAGCUCCCCUGGCACCUCUCCAGGCCAAAUCUCUUCCCAGCGGAAUCCCCAGAUCCAAGAAACCAGGAAACCAAACCAGUUUUUCCAUGUGUAAUUAAAAGCAAUUGAAGGAUUUAAGGAACACCCAGGCGGGAGCAAAGGAGCGCUCGGAUUUCCUCCCCGCUCGCCAAGGGUGCAGGUUUGGUGGGACCGGAGGCAUCCGAGAAACCUGAUCAACGCGAGGUCUCGGGUGUCGGGCCAAAGAGCCCAAAAAUAAUAACCUGGAAAGGCAGGGAAAUUCGGGAAAAGGAGAGGGGAAGAGCAAGGGCACAUCGGACUGGGAGCAGGGCAGCACUGGCAGCUUUGGGGCUGGAUAAAAUCCCCCAAAAAUUAGAGUUUCCCGUGGAAGAGCCUCUCGGGGGAUGGCCACAGUGUUUUGAGGAGCUGUUAGACGCCAUGCUGGAAAAGGAACCAGGAUUUCUCCAUGGAAGUGAGAACCCAGGGCGGCCCCGGCCGGGGCCGUGGCCUUUGGCGUGAAGCACACGGAGGGGGUCAGCGUGGACGUGCUGUUCCGCGGCCGCGCCGAGCCCGAGGCAGUGCCCGGCGCCGGAGCGCGGUGGCCGCUGGACGAGGGGACGGUGCUGAGGUUCAGCAUGAACCGGGCCAGCUCCGAGGUCAAUGACAACAAGGUCACCGUCAGCUUUUAUGCAGAGGGAGGGAAGCCCAUCAACCAAGCCGGGGUGUUCCUCACCGGCGUCGGGAUCUCCCUGGAUGUGGACGCGGAUCGGGAUGGAGUGGUGGAAAAGAACAGCCCCAACAAGGCGAGCUGGGCCUGGGGACCAGAGGGACACGGGGCCAUCCUGCUGGUCAGCUGUGACAAGGAUUUUCCCUUCAUCCCGCCCUCCGACUGCGACAGCGAGCAGGUGUUCAACAGGGAAGAUUUGCUGGACAUGGCUCAGAUGGUGCUGAGGACAGAGGGGCCCCAGCGCCUGCCCCGGGGCUAUGAAAUCGUCCUCUCCAUUUCCGUCAGCGACGCCGACAAAGUUGGGGUCUUCCAUGUGCAGAAUCCCUUCUUCGGGCAGCGCUACGUGCAGGUGCUGGGCCGCAGGAAGCUGUUCCACACCGUGCCCUACCCCGGCGGGGCCGCCGAGCUCCACUUCUUCGUGGAGGGGCUGCGCUUCCCCGACGAGACCUUCUCCGGGCUGGUGUCCAUCCACGUCAGCCUCCUGGAGCCACUGGCUGAGGGCAUCCCCCACUCGCCAAUCUUCACGGACACUGUGGUGUUUCGGGUGGCACCGUGGAUCAUGACCCCCAACACCCUGGCCCCGGUGAACCUCUUGGUGUGCAGCAUGAAGGACAACUACCUGUUCACCAAGGAGAUCCAGAGCCUGGUGGCCAAGGCCGGCUGCAAGCUGAAGGUUUGCUUCGGCUAUAUCAACCGUGGCGACCGCUGGAUGCAGGAUGAGAUCGAGCUCGGCUACACCCAGGCUCCCCACAAGAGCUUCCCAGUGGUGCUGGACUCCCCUCGGGAGAGAGGGAUGGAGCAACUCCCAGUCAAGGAGCUGCUGGGCCCCGAUUUCGGCUACGUGCACAAGGAGCCCCUCUUUGAGGCCAUGGCCAGCCUGGACUCCUUCGGGAACGUGGAGGUCAGCCCGCCCGUGUCCGUGGCUGGCAAGGAGUAUCCCUUGGGAAGGAUCCUCAUCGGCAGCAGCUUCCCUGCAUCCGCGGGCCGCAGGAUGACCAGGCUGGUGCGGGAUUUCCUCUACGCCCAGCUCGUCCAGGCCCCUGUGGAACUCUACUCUGACUGGCUGGCUGUGGGCAAUGUCAACGAGUUUGUCAACUUUGUCCCCACUUCCGACAAAAAGCGAUUCCGGAUGCUGCUGGCCAGCCCGGCCGCCUGCUACCGGCUCUUCCGCGAGAAGCAGAAGGAGGGACAGGGAGAAGCCACCAUGUUCAAAGGGUACUCGGGGACAGACACCAAGCGCGUCACCAUCAACAAGGUGCUGUCCAACGAUGUCCUGGCGCAGCAGAACCAGUACGUGCAGCGCUGCAUCGACUGGAACAGGGAUAUCCUCAAGAAGGAGCUGGGCUUGCUGGAGGAGGACAUCAUCGACCUGCCAGCCCUCUUCAAACUGGACAAGCAGGGAAAAGCCAUUCCCUACUUCCCCAACACGGUCACCAUGAUCGUGCUGGCCAGGGACCUGGGCAUCCCCCAGCCCUUCAGUGUCACCCAUUCUGACACCAAUGUCCCCUGGUGUCACCCCGCAGGUCACCAUGAUCGUGCUGGCCAGGGACCUGGGCAUCCCCAAGCCAUUUGGCCCGAUGGCAGGCGGCGAGUGCUGCCUGGAGCGGCGGAUCCGCGCGCUGCUGGAGCCGCUGGGGCUGUGCUGCCGCUUCCUGGAGGACGUGGCCUCGUACCACGGCAGCCUGGGCGAGGUGCGCUGCGGCACCAGCGUCCAGCGCCGGCCCUUCGCCUUCCAGUGGUGGCACUUCACGCCGUAGCCAGGCCUCUUCGUCCUCCUCUUCCUCCUCUUCCUCCUCCUUCUCCCUCCACAUUUGCUCCCAGAGUGUGUUGCUUGUGAUUCUCUUAAUAAAUGAAUUUGCUGUGAGGAAAAA